This is a messenger RNA of Micromonas commoda, 1139 nucleotides long. RefSeq lists its product with no specific name. Gene Ontology annotation, molecular function: NAD+ binding; UDP-glucuronate decarboxylase activity. Gene Ontology annotation, biological process: D-xylose metabolic process. Bases 35 to 1066 code for a protein of 343 amino acids. The transcript has a single exon. Lineage: Eukaryota; Viridiplantae; Chlorophyta; Mamiellophyceae; Mamiellales; Mamiellaceae. Gene Ontology annotation, cellular component: cytoplasm. The record is from RefSeq and is a predicted model, not a curated record.
GCGGCGCCGCGCGUCGUAUCGACAGACCACAGCGAUGGACGAGAAGGGCAACACCCUCAUCAAGGCCAAGCCCCGCCCCGGGGUCAAGGGCAUCAACCGUGUCCUUGUCACGGGCGGCGCGGGCUUCGUGGGCUCGCACCUCAUCGACUACCUCAUGGCCCGCGGCGAUCACGUCAUGUGCCUCGACAACUUCUUCACGGGAUCCAAGGAGAACAUCCAGCACCACAUCGGCAAACCGAACUUCGAGGUGAUCCGCCACGACGUCGUCGAGCCCAUCCUGCUCGAGUGCGACCAGGUGUACCACCUCGCGUGCCCGGCCUCCCCGGUUCACUACAAGUUCAACCCCGUCAAGACGAUCAAGACGAACGUCAUCGGCACGCUCAACAUGCUCGGCCUCGCCAAGCGCGUCAAGGCGAGGUUCCUCCUCACGUCAACUUCCGAGGUUUACGGCGAUCCCCUGCAGCAUCCGCAGACGGAGGAGUACUGGGGUAACGUCAAUCCCAUCGGCGAGCGCUCGUGCUACGACGAGGGCAAGCGCUGCGCGGAGACACUCGCGUUCGAUUACUACCGCGAGCACGGCCUCGAGAUUCGCGUCGCGCGCAUCUUCAACACCUACGGACCCCGCAUGGCCCUCGACGACGGCCGCGUCGUCUCCAACUUCGUCAAGCAGGCCAUCGAGGGUACCCCGAUGACCAUAUACGGCGACGGCACCCAGACCCGCUCGUUCCAGUACGUCAGCGACCUCGUCAAGGGACUCGUCGCGCUCAUGGACGGCGAUCACACCGGACCCGUCAACAUCGGCAACCCGGGCGAGUUCACCAUGAAGGAACUCGCCGAUAAGGUUCGCGAGGUGGUGAACCCCGACGCCACGACGGUGUACAAGGAGAAUACCGCGGACGAUCCGGGCAGGAGGAAGCCGGACAUCACCAAGGCGAAGGAGCUCCUCGGCUGGGAGCCGGUGGUGCCCCUGGCGGAGGGCCUCCAGAAGAUGGUUGGGGACUUCCGUCGGAGGCUCGGGAAGGACGAGGACGAGGACGGUCCGGCGGCGAAGAAGGCGAAGAAGUGAGCGAGUCCGUGUGAUUGAUGAGUGUGUGAUGAGUGGGUAUCGAUAGACUUUGGAAUGCGCAUCGGAUGCUCCU